AUGAACCACGUACGAGAUGACGAUGAACCGAGGGGACCUUGCCAGAAGAGCGAAGAUGAAGAGCAGAGCACACCUCCGUCGUCGCCGCCACUCGUAGCAGCGCAGCGUCGCAAGUUUGAUGAUGAAGAGGAUAGUGACGAUGUGGAAGAGGAGGAAGAGGAAGAGACCGACUCCGAAGAAGAUCUGGUCGCUAAGCGCGAGAAGCUACGUAGGACUGAGCAGGAAGCAGACCUGAAGCACGCUGAAGACUUGUUCGGAGACAUCGACCUCGCCCGCACACGCAACCGCACCGCGCCCACCAAGAGCGUGAUAUCAGACGCCAACGACCCCACCAAGUCUAUAGAUCUAGCCUCCAUUCCUCUCUUCAAGCCAACCACAAAACCACAGUUCACAGCCCUCACCAACACCCUCGUGCCGCUGUUGACGGCCCAGUCCAAGAAGCCAGCAUAUACCCUGUGGCUGCAAGAGUUUACCAAACAGUUAGUCAAGGAACUUCCCAGCCAGGAGAUCAAGAAGAUUGCUAGUGCAAUGACCGCCGCCAGCAACGAGAAGCUCAAAGAAGAGAAGGCCGCUGAUAAGAGCGGGAAGAAGACCAAGGCUGCAAAGACCAAGACCAGCCUAGUUGCUUCGCGGGCUGGCAACAAUCGAGCAGACCUUACGGCUUAUGAUGACGUCGCUGAUGACCUAGGAGAUGACGACUUUAUGUGA
Messenger RNA from Microsporum canis CBS 113480, 708 nucleotides. RefSeq lists its product as hypothetical. Lineage: Eukaryota; Fungi; Ascomycota; Eurotiomycetes; Onygenales; Arthrodermataceae. The transcript has 3 exons. The coding region runs from base 1 to 708 and encodes 235 amino acids. Gene Ontology annotation, molecular function: translation initiation factor activity. Gene Ontology annotation, cellular component: eukaryotic translation initiation factor 3 complex; cytoplasm. The record is from RefSeq and is a predicted model, not a curated record.